CAAAGAGAGAGAAGGAGAAACGCCCACAGAGAAUCAUGACGAACUGCUUAGCCUGCACCAAAUCUGGGAAAGAUUGUCCUGAGAAUUGUUUAAUGGCCAAACAUAUUAACUCUGUUGAAAUAAUGGAAACUGUUGAAGGACAUUUUGGUAGUAUAGCCAAUUUCAUCAGAUUGGUGGAAGCUGGGGCGUUUAAUCCUGAAAAAGCAGCACAGACCCUGUUGCUUGAAGCGACAUGCCGAAAGAGUGCUCCUGGGUUAGGUGUAUUAGGUGUAGCUCGAACUGCUGUUGCGCAUCUUAAAACUGCAUAUCUCGCUUCCAGACAACCAGCAACUUCACCUCCGGCCAAAAAGCCUCGUCCUGACGAAGGGAGUACUAGUAACACUGACGCUGGGCAUGCUGAAUUACUGGCGUCCAUUGCUGCUCUUAAUGGCGUAUCCGUCGAAGAGAUGUCAGGGUUCGAUCUUUUACCUGAUGAAAAGGAAAUUUGGGAUAUUAUCUACGAAGACAAUCCCAGCCUCCGCAUUCCCAACCAGGAGAAUCCCAACCAGCAGUAAAUUUCUAGUAGUUUACUUCACCAUCUCCACUUUGUUUGUUAUUUAAUGCUUUUGU
This is a messenger RNA of Papaver somniferum (opium poppy), 609 nucleotides long. RefSeq lists its product as uncharacterized. The record is from RefSeq and is a predicted model, not a curated record. Bases 36 to 554 code for a protein of 172 amino acids. Lineage: Eukaryota; Viridiplantae; Streptophyta; Magnoliopsida; Ranunculales; Papaveraceae. The transcript is spliced from 2 exons.